Messenger RNA from Aureobasidium subglaciale EXF-2481, 553 nucleotides. RefSeq lists its product as uncharacterized. Bases 195 to 482 code for a protein of 95 amino acids. NCBI's taxonomy places the organism in Eukaryota, Fungi, Ascomycota, Dothideomycetes, Dothideales, Saccotheciaceae. The record is from RefSeq and is a predicted model, not a curated record. The transcript has a single exon.
GAGUGGGGGCUCAUCUGACAAUCCAGCACUAAGUGAGUAACUUAAAGCUAUUAAUCAAUCGAGCUUGUAUAAGCAGAUAGGCACGGCUUCGGCCUGACGCUUAGCCAGUAUAGUGCGAACAUCGUAUAGGGUCCUAUAUACGGUAGCGACUGUCAUCAAAUUAGAGCAUGAAUCGACUGUCAUCAAAUUAGAAUAUGAUUCGUAAGGAGAGCACCAUUGUUCCAGAACAGACAGAGCGCACAAGAACUCGAAUACCAUUGCCCUUGCUCAAGGGCUCCUUCCACUUCCUGGUGGUGAAGGAAAGUCCUGAAGUUGGACAUCACUCCAUCCAGGGCCUAUCAAUCCUGGCGAUACUGAUCGGAUACUGCCUCGUUCUGCACCACCUGUGCUCUGUAGAUCCACUAAUGUCGCGUUCGAAUUUUCGGUUUGAGAUGUUGUCGGUAACCUUAGCAUGUUCAUUUCAAGCUCUUCCUCAUCUCUAACAGGUGUAGUCGGUCGAGAGGGUUUAUCGGCAGAAUGUUGUGCGCACGUGAGUGCAUACCCUUCAGGGAAC